CAGCUGCAACAUUAAAGGACUGCAUGCACACUAAUGCAUCGGUAUUAAUAAUGAAAUGAUAUAAAAUAUAAUAAUAUAACAGAGACGUUGCAUUCUGCUGUCAUUUUUGGUGUUUUGUUUAUAAUACUUCUGUAUUUUGUAUGUGCAGUUCCCCGCUGGAGCAGCAGGGGGCGUGGAACAGUCUUGCAGGUGGCCGUGACGUCACGAGGGCUUUAGGUGCUGUGAGCUCUCGCGCCUCUCCGGAGCUCCUCAGUGCUGCUGGAGGAGAACAGGAGCGGAUGUGACCGCCGGGACAAACAUAAUCCGUUUACUAUGGACGUGUUUAUUGCUUGUGGAUGAUGUUUUCGCAGCAAAUAUAAAAAGGUCUCCAGCACCAUCUGAUCCCGUCUGCCUCUACAAGGACCAAAUGCCACUCUACUAAAAAAGGAUUAAAUCAGGAAUCUGACCCUAAGUAGGUGUGAACUGUUGGCUGCAAUCAUGGGGAACCAGCUGACUGAUAUCGCUCCCAACACGUCCUUCCUGCCAAACUUCCAGUCACUGCACGUGGUGGUUAUCGGGCUCGACUCAGCGGGCAAAACCUCUCUGCUCUACCGGCUCAAACUAAAGGAGUUUGUGAAGACCAUCCCCACCAAGGGCUUCAAUACGGAAAAGAUCAAGGUGGCUGUGGGGGCGUCCCGGACCAUAAACUUCCAGGUGUGGGAUGUGGGUGGCCAGGAGAAGCUGCGCCCUCUAUGGAAGUCUUACACCCGGCGGACAGACGGGAUGGUGUUUGUGGUGGACUCCACUGAGCUGGAGCGGAUGGAGGAGGCCAAAGUGGAGCUCCACAAGAUCACCCGCACAUCAGAAAACCAGGGUGUACCCGUGCUCAUCCUGGCCAACAAGCAGGACCAGGAGUCAGCCUCGUCCGUCAGCGAGGUGGAGAAGCUGCUAUCUGUCCACGAACUGAGCAUGUACACGCUGCACCACGUGCAGAGCUGCAGCGCUGUGGACGGUCAAGGGCUCCAACCGGGCCUGGAGAAACUUUACGAAAUGAUCCUGAAGAGGAAGAAGAUGGUGAAGCACAACAGGAACAGGAAGAGAUGAACUCUCGGCUCACACUGUGGAAAUUCGGAGAUUUAGCCACGGUUGAAACACUUCUAUAAUGGUCCCUUUUAAUGGCCGAUUUGUGCCAACACAACAACAAUUACAUUCGGCCGCAGGGUCAGGAGAAAUGGAUUUGCUCAUAAUAAUUGAAGCAGUAUUGACAUAUUCUGUUCUGCAAUCCAGCAGCUGCCCUUCGAAAGCUUAAGUUAUAGAUUUAAAGGGAACCUUGAUAGCAGUUAGUCUUCACUAAGUGCUUUUCUACACUUGUUUUAAAGAAGAAUUCUAGCAAGACAUUUGCCUGUUAACUGUGCGACUAAUAUAUGACCAUUUACAUCCAUGUGGCAGGUCCCUAUACUAUAUAAAAUGUCCUUAUAAUCCUUCACAAGCGUGCACAGAUUCUGCCCCACUAAAUGGCUGUUUUUGUUCCACAGAUGCUUCCCUCAAAUAUUUAUUCCACAUUUUUGUGUUUGUGUGACAGUGGGUCCUUUUAAAAAUGAUAUUAAAUUUCAUUGCCAUGAUGGGACAGUAAUCCCAAAUGCAUUCCCUUCGUGGCCACAGAGGUUAAGUUUCAGUUACUAUAUUAAUAAUGUUUAUACAAAUUGUACAUUUUUGUAACACUGAAGACUUAAUAAACCUAAGCACUGUAUAAGAACCUGCAUUGCUUUCAUUAUAGUUAAUGGAGGGGAAUAAAGGAACGCCUUGAUGGUU
Cottoperca gobio is the source of this 1791-nucleotide messenger RNA. RefSeq names its product ADP-ribosylation factor-like 4D (gene arl4d). Bases 478 to 1083 code for a protein of 201 amino acids. The transcript is spliced from 2 exons. NCBI's taxonomy places the organism in Eukaryota, Metazoa, Chordata, Actinopteri, Perciformes, Bovichtidae. Gene Ontology annotation, molecular function: GTPase activity; GTP binding. The record is from RefSeq and is a predicted model, not a curated record.